Molecule: messenger RNA, 6656 nt
Organism: Chrysemys picta bellii (western painted turtle)
Lineage: Eukaryota; Metazoa; Chordata; Testudines; Emydidae
Source: RefSeq, a predicted model, not a curated record
GACCGGGCACUAGUGGCGAUAGCACCAACCGGAAGUGGAGCCCUGCCUGGGCUGACGCUGUCUCCAUGGCGACAGAGGGAGCUUCAGAUCCGCCAGAGCGGCUGCAACGCCCAGAAAUGGCAAAUGACAAAAGGCCAGUAAGUGCUCAUGUACCUUGCAAUCCAACUUUUGGGGAAUCACAAAGAAAUAAUGAAUUCUUAACUUCAUCAACGUCUUCAUGUCAUAACAGUGUACAAACUACAGUAGUGAAGCAGUAUGUGAAUAAAGUCAUCACAUCUUCUUCCCACUUACAUAAUUUUCCAAGAAAAUUUAUUUCCCCCUAUGCAAAAACGGCAAUUAAAAAUACUGACAGAAAGCAAAUCUGUAGACAGCCUCUGUUUGGCCCUAAUAUUCAUCUGCAAUCGACAGUGAUAUCAAGAAGGUCAGGACUUCAAGAUUGUUCCACACAUCAAACAAAAUCAGUUCAGAACAGUGAUAGAAUAUCAGACCUAGGCAGCUACAAAUCAAACAGUACAAACAAUUUCUGCCUUAUAUCACUAUCCAAAAGAAACAGACCUGUCAGUGCUCCAGCAGGUCAGCUAAGAUGUACACAGUUCUCUUCCUCAAGACUCCAGCUGGCCCAGAAAGAAUCUGAAGUGCCCCAAGUUAUUAAAUGUCAGCCAAGGGUAAUCAAAGUAACGGCUUACAAGAAUGGCACAAGAAGUAUCUUUGCUAAAAUUGCUGUACCAUCCAUUAAACUGCUGCUGGAGGAGUGCACUGAAAAACUGAAUCUGAACAUGGCUGCACGACGAGUGUUCUUGGCAGACGGCACAGAAGCACUAGAACCUAAAGACAUACCCCAUGAUGCCGACAUUUAUAUUUCAAUUGGAGAGCCCUUUUUAGAUCCAUUCAAAAAAAUUAAAGGUAAAAAAACAAAUAGUAUAUGGCUUCAGGGGUUUCCUCUGCUUGACAAAUGCCUGCAAAAUUCCAUCACACCUUUGCGUGGACCUGUUUGGGUCUCUAAGGGAGAAGGUUUCAGCCCCUCAGGAGCAAAGAUGUAUAUCCAUGGAGUUCUUUUGGCCUUACACCAACGAUUAAAGUCUGCAAAAAACUAUUGCAAACAGAUGGAUUUUGCCAUUGAUGGUCAGAGAGGGGAAAUCACAGAAAAAGGCAUUCUUUCAAUGACAACAGAGGAAUUAUAUUUAGAGCAAGAAAAGGUGAACAAGCUCAUUGAGGAAUUGCAAGUGGCCAUCAAGAGCUACAAAGGUCACCUCUCAAAACUUGCCCCACAAUUACAGGCUGAGCAGGAGCAGUGUGCCUCUUAUGUCUACCAACACAUUAAAAGGCUUCCAGCAAACAUGGUUCUCCCACAAGGCUUGCAGCUAAAGGUGUAUGAAAAUGGCAAAGACACAGGGGAGAUCCUAGUUUAUAUCACCAAAAAAGAGAUGGAGAAUAACUGUAGGAAUCAACCCAGUGUUAUGAUGGAGAGGCUGCUGCAUAUGAUUCACGAAAAACUACAAUAUUCAGCAGACUUCAAACCAACAGGCCUCAAUCUUAUUCCUGCCCGGCUUUUUGAUGAGAAAGGACAAGAAAUUAAAAACCCACUUUUACUGAAGAAUGAGCAAAAAAUUUGGGUUUCUUAUGGUAAAGAUUACAGGUCUCCCUUAAACCGUGUUCUAAGUUUGACCUUUGACAAAGUGACUGCCGCUGAAAAGGAUGGUAUCACAGUUAUUUAUAAAACUCUUCUGGAUCCUAAUGUUGAUCUGCUGCCUGGAUGUGACAAUUGGGAAGCUUGUACAGAAUUUCCAGACAACUUCCAGUGCACAAACCACCAGACACUUCAAAACUUGGAAAAGGUGGACAUGGAUAGCCAUUUUAUACAAUACAAGGCCGAUCCACAGAUAGUUUUUCAUGUCUCUGUUGCCAUGGAUAAAAUGAGGAAGGCACUUCCCAGAAGAAUGGACUAUCGGGAUCUAAAAGUCCCAUCAACACUGUGGCCUCUGGCUAACAUGUGGUUAAUCACAAAGGCUGGAAUGAUUCUGAGUCGAGCUUUGGUACAGAGCUGUCUAGCUAUUGGUCAUCCAAUUAGAGUUGAGACAGAUGAUGGCAUAUCUCUGGAAGGAUAUAAGUUAACAGUACAGAAAAGAGACAAAAGCAGCAUCUAUCAACACUGGGGUUUUGGAAAUGAUGGUUCUAUCUAUUGUAAGGCUUACCCUGAGUUUGUCCUGACCUACCUAGAGGAGCUAAAUGUAAGAGAGGAGGUGACCCAGAUGGAACACCACAUCCACCAUGGGGCCUGGUCUACAGCUCAUCAGGAGAUAGAGAGCAGCUCAGCAGAAGAGGUCACUGUACCAAGCCAGAGGCAGGUUCUGCAAAAAAAUGUCAACAACUCCAAUCAGAAACAACUUUCAGGACCUUUGGACGCCCAUUUAAUGCCUGCAGGUCCCCUAAGGGAGUCUAUGCAGCUGACAGUCGCACUGGUGAGGAAACUAGAAGAGAAACAUCCUAAGGCCUCAGCUCAAAGAUGGGCUAUAAAGCAUGAAGGGACAACUAAACCAGACCAGUGGAAACAUUCCAAAGUGGAGAAUCCGCUAUGGAAUAAGCUGACAUACAUGUGGCCUGUCCUUCCAAAUGGAGAACUUAAUGAGGAUUUUGACUGGCCAAUUGAGGGAUUGCUGGUUCCAAACAGUCCUUCACUUAAGAAACCAGCUGGCAGGAAGUCAGAUUGGUAUAUACCUGUGAGACUGAGGGCUUUGCACAAUGGAGACAGGGACAAAAGCAAGGCUAUCACCAUCAUUGGACCUGAUGUUACAAAUAUGCUAAACAGACAAAAUAUUCAUCCUGAAAAGAAACAGAAAACAAAGGAGAACCAGAAAAUGCAUCCUGAUGAAGAGCCUGGAAUGGAAAUAUACAAGAUAGAAUUUCAGCACUUUUUGGACAAAUGUACUACCAUGUUGAAUUUACCUACUGCUGCUCGAAGAUUAUUCACUGAAAAAGGCGUGGAACUCUUUCUUUUGAAAGACCUUGAGAGAGAUCAACUGGUCUAUGUGUCAUGUGGAGAACCGUGGAUUGAUCCACACUUGACUAUGGCUCAGCACAAAAAACGUCUCCUACUCAAUAAUUUAGCGUCAGAUAUAUCUGCAAUUCAUGCCUACUGUAUCAUGCGUAACCCUGAAAUUCUAGUUUUAGGAGUAAGGAGCAAUAUUGCUGCUGGAGCCAAACUUUUUGUGGAUAGAUGUCUUGUGGCUUUUGAAGAAGAAAAACUAACUGAGGAGCUGCAGGAAAAUCAAACAGAAGAAAUGUUUCUGAAUAUAAAAGAUGAUGCAGAUCUAAAUUCACAUGCAAAAUCACAUCUUAAAACAGAUGCUUGGCAUAUGAAAUCCAAAUAUUCCUGGCAGGAAAGUUUCUGUGAUUUUCAUGAUGAUGACAGUUUUCCGAAGGACAAGGAUAAAGAAUUCUGUGAAAAUGUAGAGUUAUUUCAGAAGUACAGACCUCACCCAAAGCUGAAUUCAGAAUUGCAGAAGGCUCACCAUCAGCAGUUUGAGUAUAGAGACAAACAGAUUAUAAACUGUGCAUUCCCAGGGCUUGUUUUGGGGGUACAGGAUGCUAUUCUAUAUGCUGGGACUGAAGUUGUUUUGGUGGAAAAGAAACCUGAUGAUACCAAUCAGCGCUGGAUAUGGAGAGAUCAUGACAGGACAUUUCAUUUGAUGAGUGAUCCAAAUCUAGUGCUAGCAGUGUCAAUGCCCAGCAUGCAGCCUAGAUAUUCAAAAUGUGCACUGGACAUGAAAGGGUGUGCUGUUGUUCUGCAGAAAUAUAAAGAAUACAGCAAUGGGGCUGCCAAUCAAAAGUGGCAUUACAUGGAAAAUGCAGGAGUAUUUAGUGCCUUUUACAGCACAGUACUGGAUCAAGAAAUCACAGCAGCAAAUCAUGCUUCUGUUUGCACAUUCUCUGUGACCAGUAGAGAAAAAAUAAACCAGCCAGGCUACUAUUUUCUUUCACACAGUGGAAAGCAGAAGUUCAUGAUAUGCUUGGCUUGUGCAAGGGCCAUAAGAGGAAAGAAAGAACUGAAAAAAUUACCCACAGGUAGCAUGUUCUUCUGUGCCUCUGGCUCUGAGGAAGCAAAUAAUUUCUCCUUGGGGCCUUUUAAGUGUGUUAAUGUGAUGAAGACUGAUUUAUCCACAUUGGAAGCCAAAAAUACCUUGAAUUAUUUAGAAGAAGUUCUAGCAUCUUUGCGGACCGAAACCUCCAUACAAACAAUCUCAGAAAAGAUCUCUGCAGCUAUGAACCAGAAAGCAGUGAAAAUAAUUGCAUACAGAAAUGGAGCUGGCUACCGAAAUGGUCAGUUAAUCAUUGCUAGCACAUUCCCUAUGCUGCUUACCAUGUGUACAAGACAACUUGAACUUACCAGGAAAGCCUGCAGACUAUAUACCAAUGAUGGAAUCCUAAUGCUUACCCUACCAGAUUUAGUCACAUGGGCUGUAAAUGAGUGUUUCAGACAAAGUGACUCAGAAGAAGACUACAAAGAGAGAACUGCAAUCACUGACAAUGCUGAAGGUGGGACUGCACUGGAUGUGGAAGAUAAGUACAUGGAGAAAGUGAAGAUAAAGUCAGAAUUAUCCUUGAUGACUCCAGACAGUUUGAAUAUGAUAGAUGAUUCUUUGCUCACCAUCAUCCUCAGAAAUCCUAUCGAGGUCUGGGUUUCCUGUGGAGAACCUUUUCUACCUUUGGAUGCUUUGCAAAAGGCAGCAAGGCAAGAGAAACAAAACUGGUUAGAGAAGGACAAAAUUUUGGCUGAUCUAAAUGCUAUGAAGCACAAAAUGAGACAGCUGCAAGGGCGACGAAUAACAGCCUUUAAACCAUCCACCUUGGUGCCCACAAAAAGCCCAGUUCAGCCUAUAGUAGUAGAAGGAGGCUGGACUGAAGAAACCCAAGAAGAGAUGAAACUUAUGGAAAAUAUACAACAUACCGAGACACACUUCUCAGAGGUUCAAGCAUCACAGUUCAAAAGAAGUUCUCCAUUUUCAUCUAAACUGCUGUCAUCCAAACACAGAUGUCUGUAUGAUCAACCAUCUGCAAAAAGAGUGUGGGCUUACCGGAAUGGUUAUAAACCCGAGCAAGGAGUUUAUGCCUGGGGAAAAACAAUGUCAGAGCUGCUGGAUAACUGCACCACCAGGCUAAAUAUGCAACAGCCUGCCAAGGCUCUGUAUACACCGGAUGGUGAGCCACUCCAGUCAUGGGAUGAAAUAGAGAGAGACAUGCUUCUGUGUGUUUCUGCUGGAAAUCCUUUUCUGAGCAGAAAAGCCAUCAAGCAGCAGGUGGAAGUUAGAGCUAUUUAUGCCAGAAUCCGAAAGCAGCAAGGUCCAGAUGCCACUAAUAUUGUUGUCGCUCCUUCAGAGAAACUUAAAGGACAGGCCAAAACUCCCAGUUCACUUCUGGCUCUUACAACCAGUGCUCAUUACCACCUCAACAACUAGAAGGGAGGAAUUGCUUUGGCUGUCAGUAAACAAAUGAUUCCAGAAGAACAGUGAAAAAAUGUCAUCAGCAAAUUAUCUUUAUUUGUUUCAAGCUGACUGCAAUCUACUGGCGAACUCUUCUGCACAAUUAAUCUGGUGUGACAUAAAAUGCAUUUCAGAAAUGCUGCAUUCUGAUGGCUCACCUCCUGUAUACAAUGCACAGAUCUUGGGGAAUCAGUUACAGUGCUUGUGCAUGCAUGUGCAGUAACUGCUUUCCAAAAGUGCAUGGCAAUGUGUGCUCCAUGUCUAAGGAAAUAAUUAAGUAUUGUGGCUGUGGGCUAUGUAAAUUCCAUAGCUUUCAGAAUUAGUCCACAGUGUUGAGGGACUAUAAUUAGAAUGAAUUUUCAGAACCUAUUCUUGCAAAGGCUGUCUGCAGUGAUUUUGUAUUUGAAGGGAAAAGUUGCAGGGAUCUAUUCUAAAAUACAUAUAUGUAAUUUGGAGAACAAUUCUCAGUAGGAAAAAUAGCUUUAGCGUAUGACUAUAGGUGAAGUAAUUUACAUUGAAUUGAUUAAGAAUCAUAAUUAAACUUGUUUCUAAAGAUACUUGCUUUUGUAAUGUUCUGAAGUCCACUUUUUUAUCAAGAAUUAUCUAAAAAUAAACUGUGUUGUAAGCUUCUGCACUGGUUCCUUGCAGAAAUGAACAGCGGCAGAAAAAAGUGGCAGGCAAAACAUUUCACACACCAUAAUCUUCACAGGUAUCCCAAGUUCUUUGAAAGGGCUACUCCAUGUGCUAUACAAUCAGAUUUGCUUGUUGUGCUUCUUAAGACAAGUUACCACCAUUUUUAAUGCAUAAAGGCUGUCACUAUUUUGGGAAGAAAAUCUUUAUUAGGUGGAAAAGAGCCUAAUGUUGAACAUACACACACAAAAAGCCUUCACCUGACGCAGACACAUAGUACACCAAAAAGAAAAUUAAUUAUUGAGCAAACUAGUGGAAAAUUGUUCUUCCCAAAAGAAAGAAGCUUAAGAGCCUACUCCAACACUCACUGAAGUCAAUGGUAGCCUUUCCAUUGACUUCAGUCGGUAUUGUGUAAGAGCCUACGUUAAUAUUCCUUGCUGUUGUAGAGUCAUUUAUUGUAGCUUUACACUGUCCCUUUCAGCCAAAGCUAACAACCUACUACUUUGGCCUUCAGGGAGGCGGGGGUCUAGCUAUGAGAUAGGCGGAGAC